Molecule: messenger RNA, 258 nt
Organism: Miscanthus lutarioriparius
Lineage: Eukaryota; Viridiplantae; Streptophyta; Magnoliopsida; Poales; Poaceae
Source: the annotation of a GenBank genome assembly
AUGGCGUCCAUGGCCACAUUUGCUGCCUUGGCGUGCGCUCUCUCUCUCUGUGCGCUUCAAUCUUUGUCUCUCUCAUAUUAUUUGCUGCAGUUUAGACGAUUGAGAAUCCUCAUGUUCUCUUCUUCAAUGUUCCAUGAGUUCUGCCAGGGUGAAGACACCACAUAUUCACAUUACCAAGCAACUGCCAUCGUUGUAUUCUACUGUGGUGCAACUCCAGGCCCUGUUUCGGUGAACUCUUAUCAUGAGGCUGCUACGUGA